Molecule: messenger RNA, 2133 nt
Organism: Saccharomycodes ludwigii
Lineage: Eukaryota; Fungi; Ascomycota; Saccharomycetes; Saccharomycodales; Saccharomycodaceae
Gene: NOP4
Product: mRNA-binding ribosome biosynthesis protein NOP4
Exons: 1
Coding region: 1-2133 (710 amino acids)
Molecular function (GO): RNA binding
Source: RefSeq, a predicted model, not a curated record
AUGUCAUCCCUUCCAAAUAAUAAAAAUGCCAUUCUAGAUACUAGUAAAAAGCUUGAUCCUCUAGAUAGAAAGACAUUAUUUGUUCGUUCUAUCCCAGUUGAAGCUACUGACGAGGAAUUAUCAAAUUUUUUUUCUCAAUUUGCACCAAUUAGACAUGCAGUUAUAGUCAAAAAUGAAAAUAACGAAUCUAGAAGAUUUGGGUUUGUCACAUUCGCAGAUGAUGAAGAUGCCAAACAAGCUUUAGAGAAGAGUAGAAAAGUUACCUUUAAAAAAGGAUUACUUAAAAUUGAUAUUGCCAAGAGAAGAGAACGUAAACAACCAGUAACUAGUGAUAGUAAAAGAGCUGGCGCAAACGAAGAUAACCCGCAAAAUAAAAAUACGGUUGAUGACGGAUUUAAAGGUAAACCAAAGUUGAUCAUUAGAAAUAUGCCAUGGAGCUGCCGUGAUCCUAAUAAAUUAAAGAAGAUUUUUACCAGAUUUGGAAUCGUCGAGGAUGCUUAUAUUCCCCGUAAAACAGGUGGUAAAAUGAGUGGAUUUGCAUUUGUAACGAUGAAAAAAAUUGUCUCUUGUAGAAAAGCUGUUGAAGGCUGUAAAGAUCUGAAGAUUGAUGGUAGAACUGUUGCUGUUGAUUUUGCUGUUGACAAAAAUAGAUGGGAACAUAACAAAGAAAAAGAGAAUCAAGACGAAGAAGAAGAAGAAGAAGAAGAAGGUGAAGAAGAUGAUGAUGAUGAUGAUAACGAAGAAGAAGAUGAUGAUGAUGAUGAUGAUGAAAAAGAAGAUGAUGAUAAUGAUGAUGAAGAUUUAAAAGAUAUUCCGGAAGUAAAAGAAGAAGAAGCUAAACGUCCAAAGAAAAACACAAAGGAAAGGUUUUCCGUGUUUGUUAGAAAUGUUCCAUACGAUGCUACCGAGGAUUCCUUGAGUUCUCAUUUCAGUAAAUUUGGAGCUGUUAAAUAUGCUUUGCCAGUCAUUGACAAAGAGACAGGCUUACCGAAAGGUACUGCUUUUGUUGCAUUUAGAGAUGAAGUAUCUUAUAAAAAGUGUAUUGACAAAGCACCAUCAACAAAUAUUACCUCUUUAUUGAUUAGUGAUGAUGUUGCACCUGAAUAUGUCUAUGAAGGUAGAGUAUUAUCUAUUACGCCAACAUUAGAUAGAGAUACCGCUAAUAGAGUGUCCGAAAAAAAGGCGUUACAUAGGAAGGAAAUGUUGGGCAAAGCCCCUAGCGAAAAGGAUAGACGUAACUUAUAUUUGUUAAAUGAAGGACGUAUUAACGAAAAUUCGAAAUUGGCACAGGUUCUUUCUCCUUCUGAUUUGGAAAUUAGAGAAAAGUCAUAUCAAUUAAGAGUUCAACAAUUAAAAACUAAUCCAUCAUUGCAUUUAUCCCUUACAAGAUUGGCAAUUAGGAACAUACCUCGUUCGAUGACUGAAAAGGCAUUAAAAGCACUAGCUCGUAAAGCUGUUGUUCAAUUUGCCACAGAAAUUAAGGAAGGGAAAAGACAUGAAUUGAGCAAAGAAGAAAUCGAUAGAUCUACAAGGGAAAAGUAUCGUUUUAUGACCUUAAAGGAAAUCGAGCAAUCAAAGGCAAAUAAAAGUAAAAAAAAUAAGAAACAGGGUUUAGUAAAGCAGGCUAAAAUUAUUAUGGAAGUUAAAGGGAGUACAAUUGGUAGAAGUAGAGGAUAUGGGUUUGUUGAAUACAAAGAUCAUAAAUCCGCUUUAAUGGGGUUAAGAUGGUUAAAUGCCCAUGAAGUCACAAAACAAGAAAUAUUUGAAGGUUUAACUCCUGAAGAAAAGAAAAGUUUAGAUACAGAGGGCUUUUCCAAAAGAAGGUUAGUUGUCGAAUUUGCGGUAGAGAAUGCUACUGUUAUUAAAAGAAGAAAGGAAAAAUAUCAACAAUUUUUGAAAAAGAAGGAACUAGAAAGCAAAGAGGGAGAAAAACGAAACCAUGAUAAUGAAGAUGAUGAUGAUGGCCAAUUAUUAAAAAAAAAACAAAAAAUAAAUCAUCAAAAUGUUAAGUUAAACGAAAUGGAAAAAAACAAAACUUAUGGUGAAUCCACUAAACUGAAUAACACUAAACUGACUGACGAUGUUAAAAGAAUUAUCAGUAUGAAACGUAAGAGAAGACGUAAUAAAAAUUAA